Molecule: messenger RNA, 4080 nt
Organism: Colossoma macropomum (tambaqui)
Lineage: Eukaryota; Metazoa; Chordata; Actinopteri; Characiformes; Serrasalmidae
Gene: synpo2lb
Product: synaptopodin 2-like b
Exons: 4
Coding region: 204-3815 (1203 amino acids)
Biological process (GO): positive regulation of actin filament bundle assembly
Cellular component (GO): Z disc; nucleus; actin cytoskeleton
Molecular function (GO): actin binding
Source: RefSeq, a predicted model, not a curated record
GAGAGAGAGAGCAGUUGUGGAAACACUUCAUUGCCCCUGAUCCCCCCCUCACUCUGCCCACUCUCUCUGCAUGCGUCUCCCAGAACUGGCAGGAGCUCAGCACACAGGGCCACUGAAGGCUCCAGGCUAAGGGAUGGGAGGAGGUGACUGAGGGUGACCAGGGACAGCCAGACAAACUCACAGACAUACAAUAGACAGGUACGAUGGUGGCAGAAGAAGUAGUGGUCACCCUCUCAGGUGGAGCACCAUGGGGGUUCCGACUGCAGGGGGGAGCAGAGCAACAGAAACCCCUUCAAGUGGCUAAGGUGAGGAAGCGCAGUAAGGCCUGCCGGGCUGGUCUUCGGGAGGCAGAUGAACUGGUCUCAGUCAAUGAUGUAGCCUGUGGAGAGCUGUCUCACGCUGAGGCCAUGAACCUUAUCGACAGUGGCCGGGGAUCCCUUCAGCUGCGGAUUAAGAGGACCCCAGUGGGAUUCCAGUCAGUAGUGCUGUUGGACCGAGCCCCCUCCCCUCGCAUUGAUAAAGAGUACAGGGCAGCCCUAAGAGCCCUUUCCCCUCCAACCUCCUCCAAACUGUCAUGUGACCACAGGGGAGCAAUCAUGUCUCCUACCAGUGGCCCAGAGUGCUUGACGUCCCCUCCAGAAAGUGAGGCAUACUACGGUGAGACUGAUAGUGAUGCGGAUGUGAUGGCUCAAGACAAGCAGCGCAGACAGAAGCGCCGCAGCCCCAGCAGCUCCCCAGCCAAAGCCAAUGGUCUAGGUUGGCCUCAUGAGGAGGAAAACUCAGAGAUGAGUGGCUAUGAGAGUGCCACCGAUAAUAUGUGCAUAUACCCCCAAACAAAGACCUGGAUCAUUUCUAAUGGCGAAGUGGAGGGGAUAGGAUCUUCACAGCAGCAGAGUUUACCUGGAGUGGUCCGCAGAGACGUGGUCUUCCAACCCAACCAGGCAGAGUGGUCUCUUCAGGCUGAGAACUCUUCAGAGAACUCUGACCAAAGCCCAUCAGGGGCAGCAGAAGUUGACAGUGGUUUCCAAGAGCCUCCAACAGUGCCCCCUCCAUUGGUGUCCCCAGAGAGGGCCAAAGAAGCACUCAUGCUGGCAUCCCACAGAAAGCUGGUACCCAUGGUGGGACCUGUGGAUAACCCAGUGGAUGAAGAGCUCACUGUCACAUACAUGGACAAGGCCAAGCAAGCCAAGCUGCACAGGAAUGAGAGUGUGCAGGACAAACAGGUGAAGGAGGCUCGAUCCAAGUGCCGGACUAUUGCCUCACUGCUGACUGAUGCGCCAAACCCUCACUCGAAAGGUGUGCUUAUGUUUAAAAAGCGCCGUCAACGCGCAAAGAAGUACACACUUACCUGCUUUGGCAGUGUCGACGGUGAGAGCUUGAGCAACACAGAAGGAGAGACCGAGGACGAGAGCUUUUUUCUGGGCAGUGAGUCAGAGCUGGACGAGGAUAGUCUUUCAGCAGCACCAGAUCCUACCUGGGACAGUGGCUAUCUGGAUGUUUUGGAGAGGAGGACAUCAGCCUGUGUGGUAACUGACAGGGACGCAGAGGGCAGCCCAGGCCUAAGUGCCACCUCAGGGAAAGGGGCAGAGCUUUUUGAGCAACAGAGGAAGAAGACUGAGAAACAUACAUCCACACCGGUUACCCUGACCCCAGCCUCCAUGCCCCAGCAGCAGCCAAACCCGGCUGUGAUAUACACGCCUGUUACUCCAGUUACACCAUUCUCUUCUCAGAGUAGCAGCAUGGUGAAUGGGGAGCCUAUAGUGGUUAGCAGAACCAGCAUGGUGCUGUCUUCUCCAGGCCAAACUUCCAUGGCCUCUGUGGCAGGAUCCUUACCAGAGCAAUCGGAUACUUCCUCUGGAAGCUCGGUCCACAACAGAACUGCCAGACCUUUUGCCCCUGGCUGUGUCAGCCAUAGAGCCUCCACAGCCCCAGUUGUCUUCAGGCCCAACACUACCAAGAAAACCCCACUUCCGGCUCAAGGGGUAUCUGUGGCAACUGUACCAGCUCCUUUUUCUCCUGCUGGAUCUGGCCCUGGCAGCUCUGAGCAAAAGAGAGCCAUCUCCACUGCUUCCCUGUACAUCCCCCCAAGACCAGCCACAGUCAGUGGCCCUCCAUCUGUCUUUUCUCCAUCCUCUUCAGUGACAUCUCCUUCAUUUUCUCCCCCUGCCUUAAAUGGCCCACCUUUCCCACCACAAGCUUCAGUGACAUCUGCACCUUUCUCUUUGACAUCUGCUCCUGCUUCACCCUAUAAUCCAGCCUCUGCUAUUGCUGCCCAGCCUUACUUUUCUCCACCAGCACAAACUUUGCCCUUUAGCCCUCCUCCCACUAUGGCUAGCAAUCCAUGUCAGUUUCAACCGACAGCUCCUGUGUCAUCACAGUCCUAUUUAUCCCCUUCCCCUGCCCCAGAUCCUGCCCAUGUUCAAGUUCCCGCACAGGUCCCUCAAGGUCCAAAUAUGCAGCAACCACAAGCUCACAAGGUUUCUUUCUACCCAUAUAUCUCAGUGGCAACCACUUCAUCUGGAACAGCGGUGACCCCCAUGGGCCAGCAGUAUCCCCUCUCUAAUUCAAGUGCAGGGGUUUCUUCUCGAGAGCAGAGGAUUUCCGUUCCAGCUGCCCGCACAGGCAUUUUGCAGGAGGCCCGUCGCCGCAACACUAAGAAACCCAUGUUUAGUAAGCCUGAAGAGAAGAAGCCUGUCUCUUAUAAUCCUGAGUUGCUGUCUCUAGUGCAGAACCAUGACGACAGGUCCCGCUCUGGGGCAGAGCCCGGCUUUGAGUCAGGUCCAGAAGAGGACUCCCUCAACCUGGGUGCUGAAGCUUGUAACUUCAUGCAGGCACAAAGAGGCAGAAUAGCUCCACCAGUGGCUCCAAAGCCUGCACACAACACUCCUGAGAUCCCCCAAAUGGGAGGGAAGGGAGCAGAACUAUUUGCACGUCGACAGAGUCGCAUGGAUCGCUAUGUGGUAGACAAACAGCCCAAGUCUCCAGCCCAACCUCGUGAACCCUCACCUACUCCUUCUCUCCCAGCUCAUUGGAAAUACUCUCCCAAUGUCCGUGCCCCUCCUCCGAUUAAUUAUAACCCACUGUUGUCCCCGUCCUGCCCUCCAAUGGCCCAGCGAUGCAGUAAAGCAAAUGAGGCUGCAAGAGGUAGAACCAAAACAGCACCUGGCCAACACAAGCAAGGCAUCAAAGCUUUGGACUACAUGAGCAGACAGCCUUACCAGCUCAACUCUAACUUGUUCAGUUACGGGGGUGGCGUCCCUCAGACCAUUUCUACCUACCAACAGCAGCAGAAUGGAAUCAACAAUUUUGGCGGCACUCUGAACCCACCGAAGCAAGUCCCUGUGAAAUCCCCCCGUGUAUAUGAGAUCAAGCGCUUCUCCACCCCAACCCCAAUGUCAGCACCAACAACCCUGAGCCCUACUGUGAUCGUCCCACGCUCAGCUACCACUCUGGCUGAACCCAUGUGGCGCUCUGACAUCACCUCACCUCCUCCUGUCGCUCCUCGACCUGCUGCACCUUUCUCUCCCCCACCUCCUGCCCCCUCAGCAGCCCUACCAGCAUUACCUAAGUUCUCCACCACCCCUGUGCCCAAUGCAGUUCCCAUCCCAGCACCCACUCCUGUGCAAGUUCACAGCCCAUUCCAGGCAGCCAAGCAGUUUCAGAGUGCUCCAGAGCUGAGCCCCCUGUCUCCCACCCGGGGGCGUUCUGCCAUGUCUGGAAGCAGUCAGAACCUGCAGGUGCCCAGACCCCGCUUCAGCACCUCUAGCGUGGGCCUGCAGCCCAAUGUCUGGAGGCCUGGCUCCAUGCUCUAUUGAAUUUCACUCCACCAUGAAGAACCAGCUUCAUGAAGUAAAACAGAGCACUUCACAGUGUACUCGUGCUGUGAAUCAGUAUUGAAUUAGUGUCUUAUUGCCUGAGUAAUAAGACAGUCACUGGAUGAUAUGAUUGCAUGUAAAUGAUUUAUUCACAAGCAGUAUUUUUUCCCUGGUCAACAGGUCAAUUCAAGUAGUUGAUUUACAGAUUUCUUGCAAUUUCGCAUAAUUGCUAUGAUAUUAAUGUGUCAUGCAGAAAAUCCAGAAA